GCAAUGUGUCGAAGUACCGAGUGAACCGAGUGAACCGAGUGAACCGAGUAAAGCAACGUGUAGAAUCGAAAGUGAAAUCGCUUCGUGACAACGAACGCACUAAAAAACUGCACAACGAUUGGUCUGUCUUCAAGAUGGUGUUUGGAACAAAAACACGGGUGUUUGUAAGGAAUCACCCUGAACAAUUAACGAAUGUCCAAAAUGGAAUAAUGGACAAGCUGAAAAAACGCCUUGAGAUCCAGCUGGUGGAUUCAGUUGAUAGCUGUGAUGUCAGCGUCGCUUUUGUUCCAAUUGUGUCUCGGGCCGGAACAGACAUUGAAGCUGCACUUCGAACUAUUCCAACAUCUCCCCAACAGUCUGUUGUCCUCAUAGUUAUCCACCACACCUAUGAUGGAGAUUACAUUGCUCCAGACAGCAAUCGGUCUGUAGAAAGGGAUGGUGUGUUUGCUGUAGACUUCCUCGGUCAUGAAGAUUGUGGGCUGCUGAGAUGUUUUAUCAAUGAUAAAGCACUGAAGUCCCUCGCUGAUCAUCUGGCCCCUGAGGCACCGCAUACCCCGCAGAUUCUACCAAAUAAUCCACGAUUUCCGAGACAUUAUCUGAUCUAUUUUGCUGUCGGUGCUUUGGUUGUUCUCGGUAUUGUGCUACCUGUUUAUUUUCUCAGUCAGCCAAGUCAAGGAAAUAAUCCCACUCCACCUACUACAACUACAGAGAUGCCCAACAUAACUACACCUGUAACUACACCUGUAACUACACAGCAGCCUAAUGUAACUGUAUCUAAAUUGACGACUGUUAUUAUGGAAGUGACUAAUACAUCUGUAACUCCACAGCAGCUUAAUAUAACUACAGCUAGAGCCGCCUAACAUAAUGGUGACUAAACAGCAACAACUGUUUAGCUAUAACUACAGUGUACACAGCACACUAAUCUAACAGUAGCUGCAAAAUAAUAAUAAAUAUAAAAAAUUAGUGUAACAUCGAUUCUUCUCAAUCAGCUGCAUUUUUUAUUACAGUUACAUUAUUUUAUUUUGACAAUGAGUCGAUCAAACCUGUUGCAAGUAUUUUUGUCAUCAGUCAUUAUACAAUCAUUCUAACUAGAAGAAAAAAAUUUAAACCAAACGUUCUAAAAAUUCUGUGCUUCAUAAAGGGUUCAUUUAGAACAUUUUGUGAUGAAACAGGUUUUUUUCCGAUUAUAAGGGUUUCUUAGACAAAUCUACCGUAACUACGUGUUUUUUAGUUUUAAGAUUAAAUCCAUUUCAAAUAUUUAAUGUUUAUUAAACGCAUUCAUAAUCUUGCACUAAUUCACUAAUGCAUGAAUUCAUAUUCAUCGGGGCAGUCGUGGCCUAAUGGUUAGAGAGUCUGACUUGUAACCCGAAGGUUAUGGGUUCGAGUCUCGGGCUGGCCAUGACUGAGGUGCCCUUGAGCAAGGCACCGAAUUCCCCAGCUGCUCCCCGGGUGUCGCAGCAUAAAUAGCUGCCCACUUUGGAUGGGUUAAAUGCAGAGAACAAAUUCUGAGUAUGGGUUGCUGUAUGUCACUUCACUAUAUUCCUUAAAUGAGUCUGUAGACAUGUAUUUUUGCUUCUAAUAAUUAUCAAAACUCUCAUAUGCUGCUGCUAAAAUGUAAUGUGAUGUUUGUGAAAAUGAACGAAUAAAUAAAUAAAUAAAUAAAUAAAAUGAAAAACCUUCA
Molecule: messenger RNA, 1681 nt
Organism: Tachysurus fulvidraco (yellow catfish)
Lineage: Eukaryota; Metazoa; Chordata; Actinopteri; Siluriformes; Bagridae
Exons: 4
Coding region: 135-860 (241 amino acids)
Source: RefSeq, a predicted model, not a curated record